Molecule: messenger RNA, 5573 nt
Organism: Paramormyrops kingsleyae
Lineage: Eukaryota; Metazoa; Chordata; Actinopteri; Osteoglossiformes; Mormyridae
Product: tetratricopeptide repeat protein 9A
Biological process (GO): negative regulation of apoptotic process; protein folding
Cellular component (GO): cytosol; endomembrane system; membrane
Molecular function (GO): protein binding; protein folding chaperone
Source: RefSeq, a predicted model, not a curated record
GAAGCGCUGACGGGGAGCUACGCUACGCUACUGGAGAAUACUGGGUAUGUGCACGACGAAAGGGAAAUCGGAGCUUGCGGGUUUCCAUUAGAAUAUUAAAUCUGUCGUAUUCCAUAUGUGUUUAAGUACGUAUUAAACUGUAUGUAAAUGAUAAAAUGAGUCAAAGGCAGACCGCAUACGAUGGGAAUUAUAAGAGAGCGGAGGGUGGCGGCAGUGUUGGUGGAAGCAGCAUCGUCGGUGCGUCCACGCUGCAGCAGUGCAUCCAUCCUCCGGGUAGCCGGAUGAGAGACACACGCUCCCAGCAACAUAUCCGUCACCACUCCGCCUCCGUCCUCAAGCAGCCGUCGCAUUCCGAGCCUGCAGACUUAGUUAAACGGGCUCUUGAUUUCAAGACGCAGGGGACGCAGUGCUACAAGGAUAAAAAAUACAGAGAGGCGAUCGGCAAGUACCAUCGGGCGCUGCUUGAGAUGAAGGGGUUAUGUAGGAUGCUGGGGGAUUCCGAUGUUAGUUCCAGGUCUCCCUCAUCUGCGCUGAAAACUAUGAGCCACUCCGCCUUGACAGAUGAAGAAAGGGGCGCAGUAGAGAACGCCGAGCUGGAGUGUUACAACAGUCUUGCAGCUUGCUUGUUGCAGAUGGAGUUGGUGAACUAUGAGCGUGUCAAGGAAUACUGUCUGAAGGUCCUUUGCAAGGAAGGGGAGAACUUCAAGGCCUUGUACCGAUCUGGGGUUGCUUAUUAUCACCUGGGAGACUUUAACAAGGCUCUUCACUACCUGAAAGAGUCACAUAAACAGCAACCUUCUGACACCAAUGUAAUCCGCUACAUCCAGCUGACAGAGAUGAAGAUCCGUCGCAGCACCCCGAGAGAAAAAGAGGCCUCAUAAGCCGCUUGAUGUUUACACAGAAAUGCUCUUUUAAUAUUGUGUGCGGAAGGUAGUAUUCCUGCAUCGUUUUAUGACUUACUAAAAAAAAAAAAAUCACAAAUGCGUCUUUUGUACUUGCCAGUUUUGUGAAAACCUGUUUUGGUUAAAUAUUGCUUCAGAUAAACAUAACAUUCACAUGCAAGAAAAAUAAAAAUCGAAAAACUUUUUUAGUGAGGCAUGGGACAUUAGCACUGUCGCAGUACAGUAACGCCCCGAUCGAUACAGGUGAAUAUUGCCGCACACCUCUGCCAUGUGCACGCUGUCAGCUAUUGGCUUCUCGUGACACAGCAGGUUUCUUCAAACGAUAUAACGCGGUUAGACAAUAGCACUAUGUACUUAAUUUCCCCCCAUAAAAAUGUAGGUGCCUAGGCAACAGUAUAUAUCAUUGUGAUGUUAAAAGAGCAGAACCUGGCUGUUUUGCUCACCCAAUAGAAUGAGUGUCCGUCUAUGUUAUUUGGGUUUACUCACCCAAUAUGCAGCUCUGUGCAGGUCGAAUCAAACUACUGACUAUACCAGCGACUCUCAGCCUGGUCCUCGGAGACCCCCAGAGAUGUUUCUGCUCCCUCCCAGCUCCCUGCCAGACAAUCCACAUUUUAGCUCCUUCUGUCUGGCGGCCCCUGAGGACCAUUUUGACAAACACUGCACUGCACCAUGCUCCUGGCUUUGGCUGCCAAACUGCUAUACACCUUUCAAUAGACAUCACUUUCCGAGAGAGAGAGCAUUAUGAGAAGCGACGGUCGAUUGAUUUUGUUUAUUUCAUACGUUACCAGUUUGAAGUGCACGGAGUAUACAGCUCUGUGACACAGGGUCCACUUGUUAGUUUUAAUACUUUAUGAUAUAUAUGGUUGGGUUAUCUCAUGUAUUUUUGUUAAUAAUCCCUGCUUUUACAGAUAAACUUCUCUAUGUCUCAAUUGUUAUGCUACACGAUUAAGCAUAUUAUAUAUAUAUAUAUAUAUAUAUAUAUAUAUAUAUAUAUAUAUAUAUAAAUUUUUUAACUGUGAUGUUUCUUUAUGUUCAUCUUCUGUAACUUAUCCAGCAUAGGGUUGUGGUUAUUAGUCUAAGUGUUGAUUUGAUGUUGCUACUAUUGUGUCAGGUACAAUACAUGAUGUUUUCAUUAAAACUUUGUUACACUAAUGUAGCUCAUGUGGUAUGCAGUUGAGUACAGAUGCCAGUGAUGUGUCAGAAGAUCUAAAUUUAAUUCAAUUCCGUUAUAUGCCGUGGACAAGAUUUCUUAAUCCACAUGUUGUUAGAAAUUGUUCCAAAGAUCCCCAGUGUUGUAUUGCACUUCAGCCUUAGGUUGUUGAUAGAGAUCUCUGUAGUGAAAAGGUCUUCAGGGAGGGGCCUUGUUAAACACAACCCUUUAUUACCAUGAUGAUUGUACACUAUAGGGCAGUGUUUCCCAACCCAGUCCUCGGGGAACCCCGGACAGUCCACGUUUUUGCUUCCUCUCAGCUCCCAGCGCACCUGUAACAGGUAUUCGGUGUUCCUGAUUGGCUGGGAGGGAGCAAAAAUGUGGACUGUCCGGGGUACCCCGAGGACUGGGUUGGGAAGCAUUGCUAUAGAGUAUGCUGUGUGGAUCGUGGUCACCAGGAACCCCAAGUACCAAGUCAGCUUUGGGAGUGGUGCUUCUUCAGUGACUGUAGUUUUGAAGGCACUGAGGAGGCCUGUAGUGGUGAUGCCAGUGUUUAUGCCACCAGACAUGGCUCCUGCUUUACUAGUCAGUCUCCCGUCUCCUUUCUCAUGUUUAGUCAUGAGCUUUGGGUGAUGAUCAAGAGGACAAAAUCAUGAGCAUUAGCAGCCAAAAUGAGGUUUCUCUGGCAAGAUUGCUGGGCUUAGUCUCUGUGACAGUCAGGUGUUCAGAGAUGCUCUUCUUCAAAUUAAGAGGAGUCAGCUGAGGUUUGGGCGUCUAAUGAGGAUGCCACCUGCUCGACUCCCCAGGGAGAUGUUCCAGACAUGACCCUCUGGGCGGUGACUCCGAGGCAGAAUCAAGAAAAGCUUUCCUAGCUGCCUGGCAAUGAUGACGUGGCAAGAGGCACAGAGAGGCGUCUGAAGUGCUUAGUUUUGUGUCUUGGGGAGAUGAGCCUGAAGCUGCAGAAGUUCCUCAACUGUAGCGGCUGUCUAUUGAGAGGAUUCGCUUUAUUAUUCAAAACAGAACACAGUUUGGACGUCACUUUUCCCUCCACCAGGCUUUCCGUUGAGUAUGGUCACCAUCCUAUGAUAGUAAUGUUUGUUCAGCCUACCAGUGUCCUUCAUCUUAAUAUGCCUUUUAUGGUCCCACUUUGCAAGACUACCCUCAUAAUGGGUGUAUGAAUCGUGUAUAGUCAGGUUAUUAAUUGUAAAUCACUAAUAUACAAUCAUAAACUAAUUAUAACUGUGUUUUUUUUAUUAAUGAGUUACUACCAUUUAUAAGUGGUGAAAGGGAGCCUUAUUGUAAAGUGAUACAAAAUUUUCUAACCUUGUAAGUUUUUUGUUAAGUUUAGGAUAUUGUGUUAAUUUGCUAUUUACACGCAUUCAGACUGGCCUUGGUGUAUGGGGUGUAGGGCUGUGCGAUAUAAGCGAUAUUGACUCCUCGUCAUAUAAAAUUUCAAUGAUAAAAUGAGAAACUUUGAUAAACUACCAGUAACGAAUAUUGUUUGAUAGCAAACAAGGUAAAAGAUGGUGGUGUGGUUGUACUUUUUGCAAUUUUUAUUUUUUUUUGCAACAGACUUGGUGCUUUGUACUGUCCCAACUUAAACUGAAAAUGCUGCAAACAUAAUUCACCGCUUGAUGCAUCGCCGUCAAAUGGAACAUACCGGAUGCAAGUGUUGAUGGUCGCAAACUACACACGUGAGAACACGUAUUCCUUCAGAAUGGGACAGGUGACAACUCUGCUAGCGAUGUGAAACUCAUCCUUGGAGCGAGCGGCAGGGAAGAAAGUCAGAUAGUCAAAAAAAACCCAGCAACAAACUGUACUGUCGGCAUUUUCUAGUGUUACACCAUAUGACAAAAGAGUUUAUUUUGUAUGAUUUAUUAAAAUUAGAUUUUGGUUUGUAGUCCAUUCAGUUUGUCACCUUUUUCAUGUUUCUGAAUCUGUUUAUGGAGGAAUCCGAAGGGAAUUCUAAGCAAAAAUGGAGUCUUAAAGAAAUUACUGUAUGACUUAUAUUGUGAUAAUUAUUGAUGUUGACUGAAAAAAAAAAUUGUGAUAAAACAUUUUGCCAUAUUGCCCAGGUCUAAUGUGGCGGAUCUUCGAAUAGGCUGCCCUUUGGCUCUUUGGAAUGGGUGUGGAGAAUGGAUGGAUAACUGCUUUGAUGGAAUCAGACCUUUAUUGUCCAAUAAAUGAGACUGGAGGCAAAUGUCUUGGUAAUGUUCAUCCUAUGAACUGAACAGGAAACUGUCAACAGUGAAAUGCCAUUAGCAAAUCAACAGCAGAAAAUAUGAAGAAAAAUGGAAUAUUUGAUUUGGCUGAUGCAGAUCUAAAUGUUUUGGGUCAAGACCUGAAUAAUGUAUUUUUGAAACUAACAUCCCUAACGGAGACAAAGUAGGUCUUGAUUGUGAACUGCAAAAUUAAUAAUUCCAGGAAAGGUUUGAUUUGCUGUGAAAAACUGUACAAUCAAGGGCGCAGAUUUGGGUAUGGACCUUAAGGACAUGUCCCUACCAAUACUGUUAGAGUACUAUGUGUAUUUCGGCAGACGGAGGGGGGGUUCAGGGCUGGGUUAGUCUCUACCUAUACUGAAACCAAACCUACGCCCUUGAAUCAGUCACUGAGUGUAAAGGUGUGAUUGCUAUAUCACCCAGGGUUACUGCGUGCUGCACAGUUAAGAAAUAUCAAAAUGUUGUUUUCCCUCUCAGAUUUCCUCAUUUAAUAUUUUCAUAGAAAAUAAGUCUCAAAAACAUGCAAGCAUACAGGGAAUCAGAAAUGGGACAAAUACUUUUACAAUCAUAGUAGUAGAAAUAGACAUAGAGGAGGUGGACAAAACAAUGAAAACAUCUAACAAUGUAAUAAUGUCCAGGACCUUAGAAUAGGGUCAGCUUUUGCCUUCAGAACAGCUUCAACCUUUUUUGUACAUGAACAUUACUAAACUGAGUGUAGUGGGAUAUUGGACCAUUCUUCAAGAAGAAAAGCCUGUAUUCCCUUGAGGGACGAAGGAAGUGGAAGUGUAUUUCACACUGUGUCCCAAAAUGAUUCAAUGAUGUUUAGACCUGGGGUGUUUUUCAAUAUGCAUACAUGUACUUGACCGUACUUGUGUGUCCCCAUUUUACGUCAUCUUCCAUUGCCGAAGACCAGUUCCAAUACUAAGAACACCAGUACAGAGGAUGGUAAAAACCCUCUGAUGUCAUUCUUGCCCCAUCCUAUAUAUCAAGGACGCAUUGGUUGCAUCCUCGCCAAAUGAGAACAGUCCCAUGAUUCACUGUGUUCAAAGUUUGUUGUUGUUUGUUGUUUGAGGCAAGUUAGUAAGACUGAUCUUGCCGAGAUCAUAAAUACGAUCUUUGUGUUCUUGGUAUUGAGAAACACCCAUGGUGACUGCAGAGGCUAUAGAAUGCUUUUUGUCUUCGUUGUGGUGUUUGUGAAAAUUCUUGUACAGCUUCCUAAUUGGCAUUCAACCUAAUAUGACUCAUCUUUGUAGCUGCCUUUGUAAUUGUGAUUCAUUUAUUUUAAAGCACUUUUUCAUGUUG